Molecule: messenger RNA, 684 nt
Organism: Arabis nemorensis
Lineage: Eukaryota; Viridiplantae; Streptophyta; Magnoliopsida; Brassicales; Brassicaceae
Source: the annotation of a GenBank genome assembly
AUGGUUGGGGCGAAUCUGAAAGCUGAGACGAUGGCUCUAAUGGAGAAGAGAUCAGCCAUGGAGACUGAAAUGAACUCUAUUGUCGAACGUCUCUGCAUUCCCGGUGGUCCUGGUCUCUCCGGCAAUCUCGUCGACUCGGAGGGAUUCCCUCGGACAAAUUUUGAUAUUCCGUUGGUGAGAGCUGAGCGUCGUCGUCUUGCUGAGUUAAGGAAUGAGCACAGUGAGAUUACGGAAAAAAUCAAUGUGAACAUUCAAAUUCUUCAUUCAGUGAGGCCUACAUCCAGAGCUUCAUCCACGAAAGAUUCAGGUUGUCCAGAAGAAUCAAUCUCGUCAGGUGCAGUGAGUUCCUUAUCUGCCUCAAUGCAGACAGCUGGCUUCAGUGCUACUUCCCGUGCCAUGGAUGUUGAUGUGGUUACUAGUAUUCCCUUUGCCAUGGUUGAUGAGAUAACCGAGUCAUCUCCAGCAGCUGAGGAUGGCUUACAGCUUGGAGAUCAGGUUGUGAAAUUUGGUAAUGUGGAAGGUGGUGACAACCUGUUGCAAAAGCUUGCCGCUGAAGCUCAGUCUAACCAGGGACAAGCAGUUUCUGUUGGAGUUAUAAGGCAAGGUGCAAAGGUCGAUUUAUCUGUCACACCGAGGAUAUGGCAAGGCAGAGGUCUAUUGGGGUGCCAUUUCCGUCUGGUAUGA